Messenger RNA from Brachypodium distachyon (stiff brome), 3073 nucleotides. Its product is annotated as pentatricopeptide repeat-containing protein At3g58590. Gene Ontology annotation, molecular function: protein binding; RNA binding. Bases 248 to 2233 code for a protein of 661 amino acids. Gene Ontology annotation, biological process: RNA modification. Lineage: Eukaryota; Viridiplantae; Streptophyta; Magnoliopsida; Poales; Poaceae. The transcript is spliced from 5 exons. The record is from RefSeq and is a predicted model, not a curated record.
CUCGUUCUGCUAAAAAAACAACACUUGCCCUGCCUCGUCCCGUGGCCGGUGCCGGCCAGUUACAGCAGCCUCGACUCGGUGGAGCUCCCGCCUCCGCACGACUACAGCUCACUCCCGCUCGCGCUUCUGCCCCACGGUACACUGCAUUACCAUGGCAUCGCAGCCGGAGUUCUCCCGAAAACCGCGCGUUUCGACAGCCUAGGUCCUCUCCGAUUCCUCGCGCCAUGCCCACCUCCUGCACGACGGAAUGCCGAGCAGGGACCCGCCGCUCUCCCCGUCCUUCUUCAACUCCCUCAUCGCAUCCCGCGUCCGCGCCGGCCGCGGGGCCGACGCCUUCUCGCUGCUCGCGCGCAUGCUCGCCGCCGGCGUCGCCCCGACCGCUUUCACUUUCGCGCCGAUCCUUUCCUCGCCUUCGGUCGGCACCCGCCGCGCCGCUCAGCUGCACCCGCACAUCCUCAAGAGCGGGCUCCUCCACAGUGACCCGUACUCCGGGACGGCAUUGCUGGGGUUCUUUGCACGGGACGGACGAUUCGGUGAGGCGCUCAGGGUGUUCGGGGAAAUGCCUGCACGGAAUGCUGUCACCUGGAACUGUCUCAUCUCUUUGUUUGUUCAGUAUGGGUAUGUCAAGGAUGCCGUGUUCUGGUUCAGGGGACUCGUGAGCAGCGGUGAUGGCUUGUCCGAAGGGUCUAUCGUUGCAGUCUUGCCUGCAUUUGGGUCACCGGAGCAAGUUCAUGGGUUUGCCAUGAAAAUUGCAAUGGAUUCCUUCUCAGCAGUUGCUAAUUCACUGCUGAAUUCAUACUGUACUUGCUGUGCUGUUUGUGCGGCAGAGAAGCUAUUUAACUGGUUGAUGUUUACAGACGUGGUUUCUUGGAAUACAAUGAUCACCGCAUUUGCUAGGAGUAACUUGCCAGGGAGAACUUUUGAGCUUUUCUUGAUGAUGCAAGGUCAGGGGGUUCUGCCAGACGAAACUACAUUUAGCAGUGUUCUUAAUGCUUGCACCAAUAUAAAUGGACAUGAGCAUGGGAAGUAUGUUCACGCAAAAUCUAUUAAGCAUAAUCUCAAUACAAGGGUGUUUGUGAACACUUCACUGGUUGAUUUCUACACAAAAUGUGUUGGUAGCAAGGAUGCUCGUAAAGUUCUCGAAGAGAUUUCUGAUAAAAGCGCUUCAUGUUGGAAUGCCCUGAUUUCUGGUAGGUCAGAUGGUGAUGUUCCAACUCUUUUUGUUAUUCUCAGAGAUAUGUUACGGUCAGGGAUUAGCCCAAAUGAGUUUACCUUUUCUUCAUUGCUUAAGGAUCCAUCACUGUUGGAUCUGUGGCAGAUUCACUCAUUGGUCGCAAGACUGGGUUAUGGCAGUAAUGACUAUGUUUCAAGUGCAAUCAUAUCUUCAUAUGUUUCGCAUGGUUUUAUUUCUGAUGCCCUGGCUUAUGGAGCUACAUUGGAUCCUGAGUCCUGUACUGUCUCCAUGAAUGUUUUAGCUGGGGCAUAUAAUAGAGCUCACAUGUACCAAGAGACCAAGGAGCUACUUUUACAUCAGCAAAGCAGUGAUAAUAUUUCAUGCAGCAUAUUUAUUACUGCUUGUGCACGGAAUGGUGAUUAUUCUGAAGCUUUUGAAUAUUUCAGACAGAUGAGAAUUUUGGGGCAUCAUUUUGAUAACUAUGUUACUGUGAGCUUGCUUAGUAUCUGUAUAAAAGUUAACAGCCUUAUUCUCGGUAGGUUAGUUCAUGGGCUUAUCAUCAAGACCAGUUCUGGGUGCUCUGAUACUUACGUUCAUAAUAUGUUGCUAGAUAUGUAUGCUAAAUGUGGUAGAAUUGAAGACUGUGUGAGAGCCUUUGAGGAAAUGGAAAAUAGGAACAUUAUCUCAUGGACAACUGUGAUUUCUGGCCUUGCACUUAAUGGAUUUUCUCGCAAGGCCUUGGCAUGGUUUAAAGCCAUGGAAGAGGCUGGCCUCAAACCUGACAAGGUAGCAAUUCUGGCAGUCCUUUCAGCUUGUAGACAUGGUGGACUUGUGCAGGAGGGAAUGAAGAUAUUCAAAUGUAUGGAAGCUGAUUACUCGACUGAAGCUGAGAUGGAGCAUUACAUUUGUGUGGUGGACAUGCUAUGCAAGUGUGGCCAUCUGAAGCAAGCUGGCUCUGUGAUUAGAGGCAUGCCUUUCCGUCCAAGUACAAUUAUAUGGCGCACAUUCCUCCAAGGAUGCAAUACAUAUGGCAUUCUAGACACUCAAGUGUGUAGCUAGCAAUGGUCUUGGCAAGCAAUGGAGUUUAUACGUGAAGAGUGUUGAUUGGAAGCAUCCUCAUUGAUAAAGACUAAGCAUCCUCAUUGAUGAAGCCUUUUCUGGUUGGUGGUUUAUUGUGGGUCGGCAUUUCUUUGUCCCCUCCCACUGGUUUGACUUUGUUUUCUACCAUGAUCUGGUGACUGAUUACAUAAGGAACACCUCCCUCUUUCUACAUGCAGCAAUGCCAACUAGCAAGAGGCACCCAUGUUGUUGCCAUCAUGGGGAGGUGUUAAGGACCACAGAGCAAAAUAGAUAUGCGUACUGCGUUGAAAAUAUUGUACACUCGCUGAAUUCAGGCAAAAGGAGAGUAAAAGGAGUUUGUCCAAAUACCAAGGCGCGGCAGCCACUUGAAGCCUGUGGAAAUGUUGAAAAUGACUGGAACGAGUUCAGAUUUUGAGGACACUGUUGCCAGGUGUGGUUCCUGCUCAAUGAGCAUCUGAAACGUGGACUCACUUUUCGGAAAUACUAAGCUCUUCCAAGGCGCCUCUUUGCAUUAUGGUUAGUCAGCCAAGGCCAUUUCCUUUCUAGGGUGUGGCAAAUCGGUUGCAGAACGGGUCAGGGGCAGAGGCAUGAGCUAAUUAUAUCAGAGGUACUAUAGGCUUUUGACGAAGCAUGCACAUUAGUAGCGAAAUAUAGCUAAUAGAGCAUCCAAACCUGGACUUAUAUAUAUAUUGCAUGUUGCUUUCCUUUCCACUAGACACUGUCGACAUGGCUAACUAUAAAAGUUCUCAUCGGUGACCGGGCAUUCUUGUCCUUUUCCAUGAAUGGUGAUUUGGUCAAAGAAUUCAGAUCAUUAUCUAA